Messenger RNA from Zingiber officinale, 3176 nucleotides. Its product is annotated as GRF-interacting factor 1-like. Bases 464 to 1150 code for a protein of 228 amino acids. The transcript has 5 exons. The record is from RefSeq and is a predicted model, not a curated record. Lineage: Eukaryota; Viridiplantae; Streptophyta; Magnoliopsida; Zingiberales; Zingiberaceae.
AUCGGCGGCCCCUAACCUCCCUUUCUCCAUCUCCGCUGCCUUCGCCUUUCCCCUGCCGCUGCGAACCACCCUAACCCUCCGUCUCCUCUCGCUACUCGGCAAGCGAGGUGCCCUUUUCACUCCCUGCCCGACAAUGAGCUGGGCCGGUUGGCGUUCAACGUCCAAGCAGAAGAGAUAAUGGAUGGCAUGAUGCAGGAGCAUGGACACAGUGCCAGCGCCAGCUCCGAGUCUUGGAUGCAUCCUUACCCGCCGGAGCAAUGCAUUAUCCUCAUCAAGUCGUAGGAGUCAGAAAAGGACACUCCUUUGCUUCAAAAUCCUUUGAUGUUCUUGAUGCUAUGGAUGUGAACUAGACUGGGCAAUUUCAGAUUUGAACAGGUCGAAGAGGUCUCCCGACGCCUUCUCUUUCUAAUGGAAGAAUUUAUGGAGUCGUUUAAGGAAAAAUAACCCUAGCAAUAAGUCGACCAUGGAUUAUUUGGAUGAAAACAAUAGACUCAUUAAUGCCAUAGCUAAUGACCAGAAUCUAGGCAAGCUGGAAGACUCUGCUCGGAAUCUCGAUAGGCUACAACAGAACCUCGAUUUCCUCGCUGCUAUUGCAGAUAAUCAACGUUUGGUAGAUGCCCAGCAUAAUUCCAACAUGUACCUGCAACCUCAAUUCUACUCUGCCAAUAACACUGCUGUGCAACAACCACUACAAUUGAUUCAACCUCAACACACUGUUCCUGCUGCAGUCAUGCCGCAACAAGGGUAUCAGAUCAUGAAAAUCCAACAAGCUCAACAGAUGAGCCCCCAGAUCCUGGUGUUUGCUCCACCUGCAGUGCCGCAGGAUCAGAUGCCAUUUCCCCAGCUCUACAAUCCCAUGCUGCUCUAUGGCCAGGUUGCGCAGGCUCAACCGGCUCAGCCACUGCUGCUCCCCUAUGAUCCAAUGUGCCAGACCCAGAUCUGUCAGACUCAGACUCAACAAGCAGCAUUGCUCUGUGGCCAGCCCAUGGGAAAUUAUGGAAUGGUGGGCGCACCCAGUUUUGCCAAUCCUGGCAGCAACAAUGAAGCCGAGAAUUUAAUGGCUGCAGGUUUCUUGUCUGAGGCUGAGGGAGCUCUGAACAUGCCUCUCUACAAUCCAGAUUCUGGAGAAGAAGGUGACUGCGGUGUUUGAGAAGGUAAUUGGGAUGCUGGUAAAUUGCAGUAUUAAUACUCAUUGAUGUCUAAUAAAGGAACCUACCAUGACUGUUUGGCGGCAAAUAAGAAAACUCCUGCUGAGAGAACAAUUAUGCAUUAUGUUAGACGAUUUAUCUCUUGUUCAUGUUUCAAGUUGUUUGUCAUCAUUAUGUGCUAUCGCAUGGUUUCAAAUUAUAUCAACCAUAUCUUUGAUAUCAGUAGUUGCAUCAGAAUGGGCAAAUAAAAGGUCUUUUGUUGAAGAAAUCACCCAACAUGUUUGUUGGGGGGUGAUUUUGCGUGAAGACUCCCCGCCGCAUCAUGCGGCCUAUGUGACUGUGAUCCUGGUUGCUUGUUUCUGUCUAGCAUUUUUUGUGAACCAUUACAAACUUGUUUGUUUCACAAGUCCUUUGUUUUUAUUGAAGGUGGUAAAAUACUACACCUUGUACAUGUUGUACACAUCUCAUCCAACAAUAGGCACCCUUGCCACCUUCCCUUGCUUGUCCACCCAAACCCAAACCCUAUCACACCGGAAGUCUUGGAUCACAAAUGAACCCAUCUCCACAAUCCUUGUUGUCACUCCUCGGUUCUCCGCUAUGAUGACUGCCGCAGCUUCCUCGCCAUCAACUCCGACCAGCUCAGGCCAUGAUCCUUUUCCUGCAAAAACACUAGCAAAACCUUUAAAAAAAGCACUCAUGAUUUAACACAUGUAGAUGGAUAUACCUGCACAAAGCAUUUUUCCCCCCUUCUAUUUUUAUUGUUUCUAAAUUCUUUAUCAUAUCAGAGCUCCUUCGGGUUCUUAUAUAUAGACGAGGCUUCAUACAGUUUUAGGAGCUCUAGGGUUUGUUUGGGAGGAGGUGAGGGAAGGGUAAAUAAGGGGAAGGGAAUUUUGAACUUUGUUUGGAAAGGAGUGGGCUAAAGGAAAGGAAAAGUAGGAAUUGGUAAGCGGAUUGGUAAGCUUUAACCUUGCUUAUGACAAGGAAGAUUUUCUUACAAGGGGAAGGGAAUCCCAAAAAAUAAAAAAUUGUUCUGAUUUUAUCCUUGCUUUAAAAAUCAAAGCAAUGCCUAAUUUAAGAAGUGAGAGUAUUUUUGUAAUUAUUUAUUUAACCUUUAUUCCUUUUCUUUUUUUUUUUCUAAACAGGGUAACACAUGUUAACCUUCCCUUCCAAACAAGGGGAACAAAAAUACUUUACUUCUUCCUUCCUUCCCCUCUCUUCCCUUUUCCCUCGUCUCAUCCAAACAGCAUUAAAUGAGUGAAAUAUGACCUCAAGUUAUUUAAUUAUCCAUUUCAAACUAUGAAAAAAUUACGUGGAAUAUGAGUCAGUUUUAAACUACUGAAAUUUGAGGAAGAACAUAAUUGCUGAUCUUAUUGGAUUGUCUCUUUGUUCCUCUUGUUUUUUUUGGAUAAAGAAAAUUUGAAGAAUUGUUGCGUUGGUAUAUAUAUAGAGAGAGAGUUAUUUAGCUUUCAAUCUAUUACUUGCCUUGCUUGGUUGAAAUAAAUUAUUAAUUUGGCUAAAGUUACUCUUGAAUUAUACUGAGUAAGUUUCAUAAUUGCACUGCAACUUCUUCCAUCUUCGCUUCAAGUUGAUCAAAAUGUAAUGAGUUGUAUCAAAUGAAUUUGUGAUAAACCCAAUAAAAGAAAACUUCCUCUGCUUUUAUCUCUCUGAGAAGAAAACUUCCUUAUAAUAUCUCCUUUUUUUACUAAUGCAAGGAAAUUGGUGGUGUGUAUUCCUAUUGCAUGUCAUCAUGGUUAUCAUCAACAAUCAUAAAUAUAGAUAAACCUAAUUGUUCAAACAUUCUGCAACUACUAAUGCCCCAUUUGCUUUGGCUCAGCCCAUAAAUUCUCUGUUCAUUCAAAAGACAUGAACGAGACGCAAAAUUAUUAUAACCUGUGAAUAAAUAUAGAGAAGGCCAGGAGGAUAUGCAUGUAACAUCUGUAGAACCUGGGUCAGAUAAAUUCCAAGAGUUAUACAUUACAUGCAUAACGGCAGGAGCAUCAAUGCAAUUCCAUAGUAUAGUUGUAGCAU